AUGUUACUGGAUCCUCAGCAGUUUCCUUUCUUUAACACUUCGUCCAGAGGUAAACUGUCACUGUGCCUUGCUGUAGCUACUGCUGAUCUGGUACUGCCUGCUGCAUUUUCUAUUCCAGCUGCCAAUAGCGCUGUUGGAACCCAACCUGCUAUGACCGACCACUGUUCGACCUCCAACAAAGAACUUGGGCUAUUUGUGGCGAUAUCGGAAUCUGAUGAUUGGGGCGAAUUUCUGGAAGUUCUCUCAGACCUCGCUGCAACCUCCAACGUAAACGAGCCAGAGGAAUCACGAACGAUGCGACUUCCAUUUUUCCUAGACAAAGGAGUUAUUAGAAGUUGGUGAGUUUUUAAAAUCGAAUCAUGUUAAUUUGAUUGAGUGCUUCUUACAAUCUUAUGUUAUAUAGUCUUUAUGUAUUUCUCAUUAGAAAAAUCCUCAAAAGGCUCUGAUUUUAUUGCAAAAUCUGGUAGGUACAACUCAGCGGUUUUUUAGUUCUGUCGUACCAUCUAUUCAUAUGACUGCCUAGGUUUUUGGAGGGUCCUUUUUGUUUCAAUUAGGAUUAUAAAUGGUAUACGGUGAGAUUCAAAUUUAGCUGACGUUGUAAUGUGUACUAGAGAGAAGCGCGAGAAGCGUGCGAUAUGUAUGUUAGAAAGAGAUAGAAGCACCUCAGUGCCUAGCAACCCGAGUGACGAGGCCACGGAAGCAAUCGAGGCACUCUUUCUAACAUACAUAUCGGCUCUUCUCUCUCGUACACAUUACGACAUCAGUGGUAUUUGGUUUCCAGUGUAUAUGCUAUAUCGACAUAUUUGAUUAACUUGUCAGACAAUUAAGAUUAGAAAUGGUGUUUAAUGCUAAUUUAUCGCUCUGUGUAUCAAAUAGUUUCAAUUUUGGUUGAAAGAGUUUAUUUAACCAUAGCACCUAUGAAACAAAGGUUCAAGGACAAAAGGAACUUUGAAAACCUAUAUCAACUUCCAACGUUGCUAGUUAGUGUGGUAAAAUCGCCGUAAAAACGCCGUUUAUUUCAAUUUGUACCUCCAGUACAUCCUAUUAUUUAACGUAUGCUAUUCUGAAGAUUGCCAAUCAUGUAUUGUACUUCUGCGUUUGGAAAAUUGUCAGAGAUGAAAUGAGAUACCCUCGCACCAUCUCUAAGAAUUUGCCAGAACUAUGUUUUCCCUCUUCGCCAUCCUGCUUUGAAAAGGCAAGUGUCUCAUAGAUGGCGCUAUUUGGCAUAUAUAGUUGGCUAAGUUAAAUUUCUUUAUCGUCCGUGAACAUUUCGGUGCAGGCUGUGAGGCAGCUGUUACUAAAGGCCGUAUCGUCAGUCGCUCCUGCAACUGUAGGACGCCUUUAUGGCCUUCUUGAUUUUCAUAGUUUUCUCUCCUUUUGUGAAUUUAUGUUUUCUUGUUGAAUUGCAGGAAAUUUAAUGCUGUUAAAACGGAUGGUGUAAAUCAAAAGCAUGAUUAAUUUGAUGCAAAUAGAUAUUUGCUCACAAUAGAGCGCACGGAACAAUAGAAAACUAUAUAUGAAAAUCAAGGAGGCCAUAGAGGCAUCCUACAAUUGUAGGGACGACUGAUGAUACGGCCCUAAGCUAAAAUCGGGUAGUGGUAACUGGAUGCGAUUGUGGUACACCCGUAAUUUGUAGGCAAAAUUCCCGUUUUUUAUUAUGUAAUUAUGUAAUUUUGGGCGCUGAAUUCAAAUAUAAAAACAUGAAGUGCCGUCGAAGUUGAGGUCGUAUUAAUAAUUAUUGUGACUAUAUUUAAAAUUAUUUUUACUACAUUAUUAUGAAAAGGUAUUUUAUUAUAUUGCACAAACUGGCAAAGGUGGAACAAUAAUUUAUUGUAUAGUAGUAUAGUAGGUUUUGGCCAAAAAGUUGGAACAAUGGAUAAACAUUAUUCUUCUAAAUUAUUUCCGUAAGAUGAUAGCAACUUGACAGAUACAAUAUUAUAUUGAUAUACUGCUAACUGUUUAAUAAAUAAUGACCUGGACUAUGAUGGUGGCUAACGUGAUUUACUUACUAAUGAUUUAUAUAUGUAAACAUACUUUUGUAAUUUAUUAC
This is a messenger RNA of Acanthoscelides obtectus, 2050 nucleotides long. Lineage: Eukaryota; Metazoa; Arthropoda; Insecta; Coleoptera; Chrysomelidae. The record is from the annotation of a GenBank genome assembly.